CCCGGGGCUCCCGGUCCCUUGACGGAGCCUCGUUCCCGCGAGGAGAAGCUGCAGCUGCGGAAGGAGAAGAAGCAGCAGAAGAAGAGGAAGCGCCGCGAGGCCGAGAAGGAGCACCGGCAGGAGGAGGAGGAGGAGGAGGAGCAGGCGGCGGAGAAGGGCGGCGGCGGCGCCCCGACCGGCCCUGGUAAUGCCCCGACGCCGCCAGCGGCCUCUGAAGCCUCCCGCUCUUCUCCUCCCGCAGCGGUGAAGCGUCUCCCGGAGCACGUGCAGGUGGACGACCCGGCCGCCCAGAAGAAGCUGGCCAAGAAGCUGGAGCGGCAGCAGGUGCCCCUGAGGCCGGAUUAUGGGGCCAAAGUCAGCCUCUUCUCCCACUUACACCAGUACAGCCGCAAGGAGCUGCUGACUCAGCAGAUGAGCAUCCCUGCCUCUGUUAUUCACCCUGCGGUGGUGCGGCUUGGGCUCCAGUAUUCCCAGGGCAUCAUUAAUGGCUCCAAUGCGCGCUGCAUUGCACUCCUCCGGGUCUUCAAACAGGUAAUCAGAGACUAUGCCACCCCAGCAAACGAAGAACUCUCUCGGGACUUGGUGAACAAGCUGAAGCCUUAUAUCAGCUUCCUGAACCAGUGCCGGCCCCUCUCUGCCAGCAUGGGCAACGCUAUCAAGUUCCUCAAGAAGGAGAUUUCCGCUUUGCCGGGCUCUAUGCGUGAGGAGGAGGCCAAAGGGGUCCUGCAGGAGACCAUUGAAAAGUUUGAGCGGGAGAAGAUUGUCCUGGCAGCGAAAGCCAUCUCCAAGUUUGCCUUUGAGAAGAUCAACAACGGAGAUGUCAUUCUGGUCUACGGCUGCUCCUCCUUGGUGAGCCGGACACUCUGCUACGCCAACGCCAAAGGCCGGGCCUUCCGUGUGGUGGUGGUGAACAGCCGGCCACGGCUGGAGGGUCGUGAGACGCUGCGCCGCUUGGUCAAGCAGGGAGUCCGCUGCAGCUACGUCCUCAUCAACGCCAUCUCUUACGUGCUGCCUGAGGUCUCCAAGGUGCUGCUGGGCGCCCACGCCCUCUUGGCCAACGGCUCGGUCAUGUCGCGGAUGGGCACUUCCCAGAUCGCCCUGCUUUCCAAGGCCCACAACGUGCCGGUGCUGGUCUGCUGUGAGACCUACAAGUUCUGUGAGCGGGUGCAGACAGAUUCCUUUGUCUCCAAUGAGCUCGAUGACCCGGAUGACCUGAUUGAGACACAUCACGGCGAGUGUCCGCUGGCUGGCUGGCAGGAAAGCAAGUGGCUGCGCCUCCUCAACCUGGUCUAUGAUGUGACCCCUCUGGAGCUGGUGGAUCUGGUGAUCACAGACCUGGGAAUGAUCCCCUGCACCUCAGUCCCAGUUGUGCUGCGGGUCAAGAAUGUAGAGCAGUAACAAGGAGUGGGAUGUGGGGAGUCAAUAAAUCUGUAUGUGUCCUAUG
Messenger RNA from Pogona vitticeps (central bearded dragon), 1444 nucleotides. The record is from RefSeq and is a predicted model, not a curated record. Lineage: Eukaryota; Metazoa; Chordata; Lepidosauria; Squamata; Agamidae.